Messenger RNA from Aphanomyces astaci, 939 nucleotides. RefSeq lists its product as hypothetical. The coding region runs from base 1 to 939 and encodes 312 amino acids. The transcript has 2 exons. Gene Ontology annotation, cellular component: cytoplasm. Lineage: Eukaryota; Oomycota; Saprolegniomycetes; Saprolegniales; Verrucalvaceae. The record is from RefSeq and is a predicted model, not a curated record.
AUGGCAACUUUGACCGUGCAGCGCAAGAAGCCGAGUCACUGCUCACGAUCUCCAAGGCUCGGCAUUAACUUUCUGGACACGGCGUGGAUCUACCAGUCGUUUGGCGCUGGUGGCGGCGGCAACUUUACCAACGAAGAGCUGGUGGGCAAGGCAAUCAAGCAGCACGGCCGCGACAAGUUUGUGAUUGCGACCAAGUUUGGGGUAGUUCGCGCCCCGGAUGGGUUGACUACUGUCAACGGGUCCGAAGCCGUGAUUCGAUCGCAGCUCGCCGACUCGCUAGCCCGCCUGGACGUCGACUACAUCGACUUGUAUUACAUGCAUCGCAUGGAUCCUGAGACGCCUAUCGAAGACACCAUUCGCGUGCUCAAGUCACUCGUGGAGGAGGGCAAGAUCAAGUACAUUGGGCUGUCCGAGUGCACCCCCAGCGAACUCCGCCGAGCGCACGCUAUCCACCCCAUCUCUGCCAUCCAAAUGGAGUGGUCCCUGCAGUCCCGCGACUUGGAAGCGCUCGUCGUCCCGGUCGCCCGUGAAUUGGGCGUCGGCAUCGUGGCCUACUCGCCUCUCUGCCGCGGAUUCUUAACCGCAAUCGACACUUUCGACAAGCUUGACGGAGACGACAGUCGCCGCAAGCUGCCUCGGUAUAGUGGCGACAAGUUGGUCCAAAGCAAAGCCAAAGUCGCUAAGUUCUUUGACCUCGCAGCGGCCAAGCACUGCACGCCGGCCCAGCUGGCCCUGGCCUGGGUGCAUGCCCAAGGCCCCGACGUCUUCCCCAUCCCGGGCACCAAGUCCUCUACCCGCAUUGUCGAAAACGCGCAUGCAGUGACGUUCACCCUCACGCAAGACGAAGUGACUACCAUUGCCGCCGCCGCCACAUCAGUCGAAGGCGAUCGGUAUGCUAGCAACAAGCACACGUUUAACGCCCGCCUGGACAAGGCGUAG